AAUCCCCCACAUGACGCACUCCCUAAGCCCGUGCACCGAUGGCAGUCCCUCGCUGUGUGGGGUGUCUGUGCCACAGCCCAUUGCUGACAGCUGCAACGAGCCCUGUGUUGUGCAGUGUCCUGACUCAAGGGUGGUCAUCUACCCUCCACCUGUGGUUGUGACCUUCCCUGGACCCAUCCUCACCACCUUCCCGCAGCAAAGCGUCGUGGGAUCUGCGGGAGCCCCUGAAGUUGGAAGUGGCUUCAGUGGUGCCCCUGCUCCUGGGGGCUCGCAUGUGUAUGGUGGUGCCCGGUGGGCACGGGGGUACCCGGUUGGAAGCUGCAGACCAUGCUAAACCUAGUCAGAGGAGCUGCUGAAAGUGGAAUGUCCAGGCGCGGAUGAGCAGGAUGUAGAUACCUGUCUGAGCUCCAAGGCUGAGCAUUUGGAGCUGCCAUUAAGUGCAUGCAUAAAUGUUUAGAUCUCUGAAGAAAAAGAAUCCAUUUACAUCCUUCUCGUAUUACCCUUUCUGUUGUUGUUGUAGUUUUGUAUGUUUUAUUAUUUUUUCUUUUUUUCCUAAUGCCUUCCAUUUUCUCUAAGUACUCUCUUCUCAAAGCUGUGGACUACAUUUGUAAUGCAGUAGGAGGUGAAGGGAUUGGGCUGCCAUCCAUUUUAGACUGCUUUGUAGGUUCUUUCUGUGGCUAAUGAGGUAUAAAAAAGGGUCUUGGAGUGAGCCAGCCCAUGCUCUGUGCUUUACGUGUGUCUCUGCAAUAGGGAAACAACAUCAUCUAUUACAUGAAUCACCUUACAUCAAAUCACAGGUUACAGGCAAUUUGUAAUCUGUACCAUAUAAUUCUGCCUCUGUAUGAUCUGCUUCUUUCUCAUUAAACAUGACCUUGCAAUA
This is a messenger RNA of Anas platyrhynchos (mallard), 880 nucleotides long. The record is from RefSeq and is a predicted model, not a curated record. Lineage: Eukaryota; Metazoa; Chordata; Aves; Anseriformes; Anatidae.